AUUAAAGUAUCGUACCAUUAAUGAUUUGGUACAAACUGAGAUGUUGAAAAUUAACAAUAAUAACACAUGUUUCAACAUAAAUUUUACAGAAAAUAUUUUUUCUGGCCAACGAAAUUAACAGUUUAAAGGUAUAACCACGUAAUACUUCAGAGAUAUGGGUGCGUCAACAUCGAAGUCAAGUUUCUUUGAAAAGCUUUCAAGAAUGUUAAUGUUGAGGGUAAAUGCCCAACGGAAACUGUCCACUUCCACAAAGCUAGCCAAGCCUACACCUCACAGCUUCUUGAACCUUUUGUCAGACCUAAGAUGCAAAGCACAGUAUAACGGAAUUAAGCCUUCAGUAGUGGCUUUGAUUGGUUCAUACGUAUGGCAGCAGAUGACAUGGGCUGAAAAGUAUCCUUACCGGGCAUUGGCAUGGAGGGAACAAUUAAACAGGGAUACACCACAAAACCUAAUCGCAAUGAAUAAAAAACAUAAAAUUUACUCAAAUUUGCGAGACUUUCAGAAAGGGAAUGAUUCUUUAAUUCAUAAUUUUAUCAUUUCGAGCAAUGAGAACAUGAAAGUUCAAAAACUGAAGCACAGGAUGAGAAGGAAACGAGCCACAAACCAAGGCAGGACAGAAAAGGACGGGCACAACUCAAACACACCCAGUCCACCAAAUACAUCCCAAAAUUCUAGAAAUCAAAAUAGUUUUAUUAUAAAAAGGUUGAGUAUUAGUAAUGAAACACUUCCAAUAGAAGAAAAUAUACGAGAAUUACGAUCAGGAAAAAAAGUUAAACUCCAAAACAGCAACGUCCCAUCCUAUAUUAAUUAAAAACUUGUAUAAAAGAAA
Molecule: messenger RNA, 829 nt
Organism: Cimex lectularius (bed bug)
Lineage: Eukaryota; Metazoa; Arthropoda; Insecta; Hemiptera; Cimicidae
Exons: 3
Coding region: 155-811 (218 amino acids)
Source: RefSeq, a predicted model, not a curated record